Molecule: messenger RNA, 10096 nt
Organism: Astrephomene gubernaculifera
Lineage: Eukaryota; Viridiplantae; Chlorophyta; Chlorophyceae; Chlamydomonadales; Astrephomenaceae
Source: the annotation of a GenBank genome assembly
CCGAUUGAAUGCUAGAGAGGGUUAUCAUAUCCAUAAAGGAAUCCAAUAUGUGCUUUUUAUGAUUCUAAGCUUGACUACUAAACACUGCUAUUCCUUCUAUGUCAUGUAAAAAUCAAUAAUGAGUUCUGCUCAUAUUCUCUCUACAUUUCAAUCCACGUUUCCUGGGUUAUAUCAGUCGCAGCAGGGAAGCGAUGAAGGAACGCAAGAGCAAGCUGACGCCAGCCCUUUGCCUCUCGAAAAGGAGCAAGAUGGAGGACAUGAUCCAUACAAUGCCCGCAUUGCUGGCAUUACCAGCAAGUUCGAGCGCCUACGCGCGUCUGCGGACGAAAUGGAGCAAUACCUCCGAACAGCCGCAGAGGAGGCGAAGGAAGCGGAAGCCAGGGCGUUAGCAAAAGCAGACGAAGAGUUCACCCCCGGCUGGCGCAAUGUGGGUCUGCCGCUCAAGCCCUCACACCUGCAGCUGGACGGCGGCACCAUGGCGGGGGCGCGGCUGGUCAAUCCGAAAGCCAUUGUGCAGGAGUACCACGCCAUCAAGCGCCACGAGGUGCUCAACCCGCCCCGCAUAGCCGAGUACGCGGACACCUCCGCCCGCCCCACCUACCUCAAGAGCACGCACACGCUGGAUGUCCGCAAGACGCGCACGCUGUCUCCGGAGCGGCUUGCGCGGGUGCACCAAAUCGCCGCCAAGCACCUGACGUGGCACACGCUGACGCCGGAUGAGGUGGCGGCACGCAUGGAGGAGGCGGAGGAGCGGCGGAGGCUGCUGUCGCUGAAGAUGCCUCGAGCGCAGUUCGAGCGGGAACAGAGGAUCAUCCAGUCCAUGCACCACAAGCUCACCUUCCUGCGCAACCCGCGGCACCCGCUGCCGCCCGCCGUCAAGAUGCUCAUGGAGCAGCGGCCGGAGGCGCAGCGCUGGGCGGGGCCGCGCGCGGAGGUACGACACGGCGUGGAGCCGCCCAUCAAGGCCAACAUGACGGCGCGGGAUGACGUCAUCUUUGUGGUGGAGCCGGCGGAAGUCAUGUUCACGGAUUACGCCGUGGGCCGCACCUACGAGAAGCUCGUCCGCGUACGCAACGUGACCGCCGUGUGUCGCGGCCUGCGCAUCUUCCCGCCCGCCUCCCAGUACUUCCACGUCUCACUGCCUCGCUUCCCGGGGGAGUCGGGCGUUCUGGCGCCGGGCAUGGCGGCGGAGCUCACGCUGCGCUUCUGUCCCGACUCGCUGGGGGACUAUGAGGACGCCCUGGGGGUGGAUACAUCGCACACGGGGCUGCGGCUGACGGUGCCGCUGAGGGCGCGGCGCCCGCCGCCGUCGCUGACGCUGCCAGAGGAGAUUGAGAUGGGCCAGGUGGUGAUCGGCAAUGUUAAGACGGAGCAGGUGGCGUUUCGCAACCUGGGCGGGCCGGGGCGCUUCAGGAUAGUGCCGGAGGCGGACUGGCCGGACUUUGCGCAGGAUGCCCCCACGGAUCGAGCAGUCAUUGGGCCGUUCAAGAUCUGGCCUCUGUGUUUUGAGAUGGCGACCAAUGAGGAGAUCGCGUUGAAUGUGUCGUACGAGCCGGUCGAGUGGGGCAACAGCGAGGAGCGGCUGGUGCUGGUGUGCGACAACUGCCAGGUCAAGACGUUCUCCCUGCUGGGCAACGGCGUGUCGGUGGACGUGCUGCUUCACAGCGUGGACGGGCGCAUGCUGGAGCCGCGUGAGCUGGACCUGCCGCUGUGGUUCGGGGAGGUGGCACCCAGGUCGGGUUUCUCCAAGACCGUGUCCGUUCGCAACACCACCAAGCUGCCCUUCGCCUUCGAGUGGGCCCUCACGCGCUUCCCUCAAGUGCAACACAAGCGCCGAGCCAACGAGCCCCUCCAAACCGAACAACAGUACGACGAGGAACAAGAGUACGACGAAGGCCAUGUACUGCUUGUUGACAACAAGGCCAUGCGCGGCGGCGGCACGGGUCGGCCGGGCCUACCCUCCGCCUCUGCCUCUGCAAGCUCCGGCCUGCCCAGCACCAGCGGCAACGGCGGCGUCUUCGUGAGCUCCGGCGCCACGCAGCAACGCCCCGGCCAGCAAUCCAGCGGCGAAUCCUCAGGCACCCCCUGGGGCGUCAUCAGCGGCAGCGGCGCGCAUGGGCCGGAUCCCCUAGCCCUCGGAGCGGUGGUGGAAAAUGUGUUCACGGUGGUGCCCCAGCGCGGGGUGUUGCAGCCGGGCGAGGUCAUGGAGUUCCUGUUUACCUUCACGCCGCCUGCAUGCGAGCGUUACGAGCGCUGGGCGCAGCUACGGGUGGAUCGUGCUCCUGUGGCGUUGCCGUCGGACGGAAGUGGCAUCUUGCGGGGAUCGGGGAACGGCACCGGCAGCUCCCAUGCAGCCAUCGCUGCUGCAGCCACAUGCGACGUGCUGGUAACGGAGGUGGGGCUAGAAGGGCUGGGCCGGCUGGUUCAGCUGCAGGCGCACCCGCGCCUGGUUUCGGUGCCGGGCGUGCUCAUGCCCAAGCAGCGUGCCGUACGGCGUGUCGAGCUCCGAAACCCAACUCGGGCCCGGGUGGAUGUACGGGUGGUUUCGGACCACCCGGCGGUGUCGAUCGAGCCCAGCGCGUUGACGCUGCCACCGCUGGGGUCUUCGUAUCUGAAAGUAACCCUGACGGCGCCGGAGACGCCGGGGCAGUUGACAGCGCGUGCAACGGUGGAGCCGCAGCAUGGGCACGGGCCGCCGGUGCCGCUGCUGCUGCAGGCCACUGUGGGCGCGAGCCGUGCGGAGCUGCGGACGUCGCGGCUUGACUUUGGGUUGGUACGGCUGGGUUGUACGGCGGAGCGACCGUUGGUGAUCCGCAACUGCAGCUCCACGUGUCACACGGCGUGGAGCGUGCGGGAGAUUACGGAGGCAGUGAUUGCGGCGGAGAAGGCCCAGCUGCUCCGCACGCAGCUGCUGCAGUCCGUAAGCAUGCUGGACCCGCUGGCCUCCGCCGCCGCCCAAGAAGCCAUCGAGCAGCGCUUCCCGCACCAGAACCUGCCGCAAACCCCAUCCACCCAACCAGGCGCCGACCUACAACAACCCCCGCAACAGCCGGAGCAGGAGGAGGAGGAGCAGGUACAGGAGCGGCAGGGCUCAGCGGGGCUGGAGGUAAGCUUCGGCUUCAGCGUCAUGGGCGGCGGUGGCGGCGGCGGCGGCAGCCGCAACGCAAGCCCCAGUCGCACCAGCCGCGGCCCGAGCCGCCUCACCACGCCCAGCACCCCAAGACGGGGCAGCAAAGGCAGCGGCAGCGCAAGCAGCAGCGCCAGCAGCGGCAUCCGCAUCACGCACCUCACCUUCCAGCCCAGCAGCGGCGUGCUGGCACCGGGGGAGGAGCUCACCAUUCGAGUGACCUGCCAUGCACUCACGGACGGUCGCAGUCGAGCCAUCAUCCAGCUUCGCUCCGGAACCGCCGCCCUUUCCGGCAGCAACGGCACCAUCACCUCCUCCGGCCCCGCUGCCGCCGCUAGCAAAGCCCUUGCCAGCACCAGCACCAGCGCCGGCGCCAUGGUUCACGGUUUGGACCAUAUCGCCUGUAUCGAGUCGUUCGUGUGCGCUGUGACGCCCACCUGCGUCAUCGAUCGGCCGGUGCUGGACUUGGGGGUGACGUUCGUGGGGGUGCAGGUACGGCAGUUCUUGUACAUGACGAACCUGAGUCAGCUGCCGCUGGAGUUCAGGUGGAGCAGCGAGAGCGCGGACAGUCCGGAGACGGGUGCGCUGGCGGACUUGAGGGUGAAGCCGGAGAAGGGGCAGCUGGCGCCUGGGGAGGAGGUGGAGGUGCAGGUACGAUACACGCCCCGGGCCGUUGGGCAGUCCGUUAUGUACGGUGUCUGCGAACUGGACGGCGCGCCGCGACCGCUGGGCUUCCGUGUCACGUCGACGAUCCAGAGCCUAGAUGUCACAUACGACCUCCUGACGCAAGAAGAGUACGACGAAAUGCAAGCGGCGGCGGAAACAGCGCCGCCCAAGGUCACAAUUAUGGCUGCGGCGGCGGCCGCACAAGCGGCCGAGGAGGCGGAAGAAGAUGGCGAGGAGCCGCCUCCCGGCCCGCUGCCCGAAGUGUCGUACUUUAAACGCGGCCGAAACGGCAGACCCGAGGUCGAUAUCGAGAUCUUUGCCGGCAUGACGAAUCUACCUCCGGAGGUACUGACGCGGAUUUCCGCGGGUCGUACAGGAAGUACGACGACCGCCAGUGGUACGACAAGCACUGGCGGCGGCGACUCUCGUUCCCUGGAACCCCGUCGAUCCUUCCGACGUCGUACGGCAACGGGUCCCGGCUGGCCGCCGCCGGCGCCGUCACGGCACCUUGUCGCGGACUUUGGCAAAAACGUGCCGUUGGGCGAAACACGGCAGAUGUAUCUGGUGGUAACGAACCGUACAGCAAUGCACACGAGCAUGCGGACGUGGUUGGAGCGGUUCGGCGUGGAAGACGCGGCGCGGUUCACUCGGCGCCGUACGAGUCCGGCUGCUGCGGUUGCUGGCGGCAGCCCGGCUGGUGAAGGUGGACGAGGAAACGGCAGCGGCGGGGCUCAUGGUCGCGGGGCGGUGAUCGAUCGGCGGGAGUCGGGCAUGUCGGGCGGAGGCGAGUCGGAAACCGCAGCAGGAGCCUCCGGCCUGCGCAUCCGCACCUCAAAGUACACGCCCAUCAAGCUGAUCAGCGAGUCCGAUCACACACCCUUCCGCGCCGCCCGGGGCAACGAGAUGAUGGCCACACGUCGCCUGCAGGAGGAGGCCGACCAGGCUCUGGGCGACAAGGGUCUGGCGGUGUCGGUGACGCCCCCCGAGUGCACCCUGGCGCCCUGGAGCCACAAGGUGCUAUCGUUGAGCUGCUUCAACGACAUGUGCGGAGCCUACAUGGACAUGCUGCAUGUAAAGGUCGGCGACCUGCCCCCUCGCGACAUCCCCGUGUUGGUGGGGGUGACCGGCACCCCGCUGGUCGUACAACGGGAGCGGGUGCUGGUGAAGGGGCUGCGGGAGCGCUCCUGGCGGGCCUCCCUGGAGUGGGGGCAGGUGCCGCGAGGCGUGGAGCAGCAGCGCACCUUUUACGUCUUCAACACCGGCUCGCUGGACAUGCACGUCUCCUGGCAAAUGCUGCGAUACCACGAAUACCCCGACCUGGAGAAGCUCCCGCCCACCACGGACGUGGGCUCGGGAGGCACCGGCUACCAUGACAGCCUGUACGGCGGCCCCGGCCGGCUGCGGGACACACGUGCGCAGUACAAGAUGUACGACCUGAAGUUGGAGCCGGACGAGCGCGCGGGGGCGGUGCGGGUGGUGGCUACCCGGCAUGGCGAUCCGGACGAUGGGCCCUUUAGGGUGGAGCCCACGGAACAGGUCAUCCGCGGCGGCGGCUCCGCCAAGUUCACCGUCUCCUUCUCCGCCUCCCCCGAAGCCACCCAAACCAUCGAAGCCUACCUCCACGGCGCAUGCCGCGUCUUCAGCCCCGAAGCCGCCGUACAGCUGCGCCUCUGGCCGCGCGGCGAGUCGGGCGACGGGGUGGGCGUGCUGCUGUCCGGCGCCUUCCACCCCUACGCCGGCGCGCCGCCCACACCGCUGCAGCCCCUGAGAGUGGACCUGCAGGCCAUGUCGGUUCCCAGUCGCCUGGAGCCGGAUGGAGUGGAGCAGCUGGCCUGGCGCGUGGCGUCCAUCCACCAGCCGCUUAGCCACCCCAGCUUUGUGCGCUCGGUGACGCUGAGCAACACACAGGCCUGCCCGCAGGUGUUCAGCCUGGGCGUGGAGGGCCCCUGGGACCUGCUGGCAGCCACCCCCAGCAUUCCGCAGGACCCGGUGGCAUACCGCGGCACCAGCACGCUGCUGGGACCCGCGGUGUCGUCAGGACUGCUGGGAGCCAACGCGGCAGAUGGCGGGCUGGUGUUCCUGCCGCCGCGGGAGAGUGUGGACGUCACGCUGCGGUUCGUGCCGGGCAAGGGAGACCUGGAGGCGCUGCCCGUGCGCUUCGCAGCCAUGCAGGCCCGGCAACGCGUGGUGGAGACCACCACCGACUACAAGAACACCGGCGCCCUCACCGUCUCCUUCUCCAACGGCGACACGCAGAGCCUGCAGCUGGUGGCGGAGAUGCUGCACCCGCGCCUGGAAGUACGACCGCGCAAACUCAACUUUGGGCACGUGCACCUGCUGUCUCCCAUGGAGCUCCUCGUGGAGCUGUCCAACCCCACAAGCGUCGACGCAGCAUGGGCGGUUACAGUGGAAGGCGUCAAGCCGAGGUUUCCGACACUUCCCGGCGCUGGCGCCGCAGCCAGUGCGCAGGCAGAGGCUGCAGUGGGGGGAACGGGAGGUGCGACGUCGUCGGGAGCGGCGUCGUCCGGCGCCGCGUCUGCGGGUGCGGGCGGCGGCGGGUCGUCGACGGCGACUCACACGCCCCGUAGCGGUCGUAGCAGUACGACAGGCGGUCCUGUGCCGGAGACGCCGGGAACGCAUAGUCGAUCGAGCUCAGUGGCUUCCAGUCGCGCCGCCGCCGCCAAUGCCGUGACGACGGCGACUUUGGCGGCGGCUGGUCAGUCGCUGUCGCGAGGCGUUACGGCGGUGAGUGGCGGCGUGCCGCCACCACUGAGGCAGCCGGCGGUGACGGCGGCGCUGGCGGGCGUUACUGGGAUCAUUGCGGAGGCCCGCAUUGGGCCGUACAUCGUACGGCCGGCGAGUGGGGUGCUGCCCGGGAGAGGUCUGCGGCUGCCGCACACUCAGAAGAUCAGUAUCACGUUUGCGCCGACGGAGGCGGGUGCGUUUGACGGUGAGCUGAUCUUUGCCGUACUCCGGGGCAAGGAUUGCUCGGUGGACAUAGAUGGCAUUGGCAGCAUUGAUGAAGCGGACGAGCACAAGGGAAAGCUGUUUGUGAUAUAGCUGUGAUUGCUUAUAGCUGUGGUUAUGGUUCAGGUCGGUUAUGGGAGUGUCGGUUAUGGUACAUUGGAGUACCGAUACCGGUAUCCGAAUGGAGGAUUACAGGGUGUUGGGGUCGGCGGAUGACGGCGUCCAUCCCUCUUUGGUGUUGCGAUGGUGCAUUUUGACGCGCGUGUGGCGAUUGCAUUCUUGGCAUGGGUACCUUGCAUACCCGACAAUGCCGUGACUUAGGACGAGGCUUUGCUGGCUGCCGUUACCGGUAUUAGACGUGCAUUCAACCAUGCAGUUACCAUUACCCGACUACAGCGUGAGGUAUAGAGGGAAGGGGUGUGGUUUAGGGUACCACAUCAUACAUGACCCAUAUGGCAUGACUCCGGUUUUGUUCUUGAUGAGUGAGGGGGGCUGACUUCGGCAAUGAAGGUACGUAGGUAAGCCAAGGCGUGGGCGGUCCAUGUACGCAACCAGUAUUGGUAUUAGUUGGCACCAAUAACUUAGACGAUUAGGUGGACUAGAACGGAGUCUUGUUGUAGCUGUCGUCGGGCGUGGGAAGCCCCGAAAUGGGGUGAAGAGACACUGGCGAUAUUAUUGACGAGGCGAUACGCGGGCAAGGGUACCACAAUGGUUUCACCCGCAGUACAGCUGGUAAUAUAUGUCUGCUUUAGGAAAAUUGAUGCUUGGGGAACAGUACAGAGUAUGUAUUCAUAUCUACCAAGCUAUGCGGUGCUGCGACUCCAACACAUAGAAUUGCAUUCUCGUGACCGAACGGAUGUAAACUUGCUGCCACGUAACCGCUGCUUCGAAUACUAUAUGUAGACCUUUAAGUUCACAAGAGUUAUAAAUUGGCAAACUUGCGUCGCCUCCGUUUCCUGGCCAAGUCAUUGCCAGCCGUUAAUUAACGGCGUUUCGCAAAUGGCACCACUCCAAACCCAAAGAUGUUCAGGGGGACAGAAGCACGCAGUAGCAGCAACAGCAAUCAGUCGCAUCGCUCCGUGCUGUCCCAUAUCACGGCUCCAGCGGGUUCGUGCCAUCGUAACAGCAGCUCCUCCUGCUGCGGCAGCUGCAGCGAGCGUAGCUCUGCCUUCCAGCCCCUCCAAAUCGCUCCAACGCAGCGUCCCGGGCGUCUUCCUUUCAAGAGAGGAAUGCUUGCACCUUUUGAACCGUGUGGCUGACGGGUUCAUUACACAACAAGCUGGGCCCUCCACCAACUCCAGCAGCCACCCGGACGCCUUAGCUUAUGUCAGUCAGAACGAUGACGACAGUGGCAGCGAAGCCAGCCUCAUUUCGCAAGUACUGGACGUGUUGUACGACGAAAUGGAAGAGGUGUUUAUUUCUAAGCGCGGCUACCUGAUCCCCUCAAGGGAGGCAGCUCUGGUGGAGUCCACAGGCGGGUCGCCCACCUACGGAGAAAUCACCAGCGAGGGCAUCCGACAGUUCCUGCAGCGGGUCCCCCUCCAAAGCGACGAUGUGCUUGUGGACCUGGGCAGCGGUCUGGGCCGUCUCACGUUGCAGGUCGCCUGCUGCGCCCGGUUGCGUCGCUGCGUGGGCCUGGAGCUGUCCGCCUCACGACACCAGCAGGCGAGCUGGCUGGCUGGGCAGUUGGCGGAGCUUGGGGGGCUUGCAGCAGCGGCGGGGGCGGGGGCGGAGGGCGAGGAGGAGGAUGCAGAAGAGGCGGGCGAGGAGGGGCGGCAGCGCGCGGCAGCGAUAACCAGUGCUGGCACGAGGGGUGCGGCUGGUGAGGCUACGGGUACUACAUCGCGUUCAACCGGCAACUCCUCCUCCUCCUCCUCGUCGGCGGUGUUAGCGCACGCGCCGCCGUUUGCGGUGCAGCCCCAUGCAGUAAGCCAAGGGCAGCAACAUCGGAGCAUUGCGCCGCACGACCAGGAAGUCUCAUCAGGUGAUCAAGAUUCAGAGCUGCAGUCGUCACCGGAGCGGCCGCAGUCGCCGCAGUCGCCGCAGGAACUGCAGCAGCACCAGCAGCAGCAGCUGCUGCUGAGCCCAGUUGAGCUGCGUUGUGAGGACAUCCUGACGGCCGACCUGCAAGACGGCACCGCAUUCUUCCUCUGCUCCACCGCCUUCUCCGCCGCAGCAUGCCGCGCCAUAGCCGAGCGGUUGGUACGGCACCCGCCCUUCCGCCUGCUGGUUACCUCUCGGGCGCUGCCCUUCCCCUCGCCGCUGACCCAGCUGGGCCAGUUCCCAUGCAACUUCUCUUGGACCCCAGCCGGCACCGCCUACGUCUACGUGCGCAGCCUGCAGCAGGCGCCGCCGGCGCUGCUGGCAGCAUUCCUGUCGCAGCAGCUGCCCUUCCCUCCUCGCUACUGUGACGGCAUGGGAGAUAGCAGCGAUUCGCACGGAAAGGGUGACGGCUAUGGCGGCAGGGUGGGUAUUACCGGCAGCAGCAGCAGCGGCGGCGUGGCUGCAGGCGGCAUUGCGUGGUUGCCGUCGACCAGCUUGCUUUCGGUGGUUCCGGCGGACCUCAUGGUGUGAGGUCACGAGGGCAGCUGCGACAGCAGCAGCAGCUGCGACAGCAGGAAUAGCGGGUGAAGGGGCAAAAGCAAAGUACCGGUAAAGCUGCGGCGUGGAAGGCAUUGGGCUAAAAGCUUGGGGGAAUGGCGUGCGACAGCUGCGAGCUGUUCUUUUGGGCCCUGAAAGGUUACCGGUAUUAGACCCGGGCUGCCGAUGGGGUCAGCAGUGAUCUACGUAUGUGAUCAGUGACUUGUGUGCUUUUACUCCUGUGAUCCGCGGCCUGUGUGGCCUGUGAUCUUGUCUGGUCUCGCAAACGCGUCGUGAACUCUUUAUUUGUGCAUACCGUUAUGUAUGGAAAUGGGUGUUGCAUGGAACGCGAUUUAAGUGUUCCCUGGCGUGCGGCGGUUGCAAUGUAAUGCCAGGUAGUGCAUUCCCUGAUACUGCGUGCGGAUGACAGGCUGUCCACAUGCUGGUGACGUGUGAUGGGGGCAAUAUCGGUAGGGGACCCCUCAGUGGUUGAAGUUACCGGUGAGCUGAUGGCAUGAGAGAGGCGGCGACUUAUAGGCAACGACUCUGCACGGAAGUCAUGAAUACCAGUUGUGAGUGAUUACAAGUGCGCCGCAUUAGCGGCUUGCGACCACCACAGUCUCGUGACCGUGUUAAUGGGUUUCUGCACGUGCGUACGCUGUGUCGGUGCCAGCCAGGGGGCCAGGACACUUAAGCAAACGUAGUUCGUCCGGUCAGGGCCCUCACAGGCUUCCGCUGUAACCCUCAGGACAUAGA